AUGAUUCUCAAUUUCCCUCUUACAGGAAAUAUGGAAGAUUGGGAGAAUGCGACCACAGUGACUGAGAUUGUGCUCAUGGGCCUCUCCACACAGCCCCAUGUGCGUGCUGCCUUGUUCGUCCUCUUCUUAGUCAUAUAUGCCGUCACCGUAACUGCAAAUGGUCUCAUUGUGGUGUUGAUCGUGGUAGAUUCUCAUCUCCAUACUCCCAUGUAUUUCUUCCUCAGCAACCUCUCCUUCAUUGACAUCUGCUAUGGCACCAACGCUGUCCCACAGACGCUGGCGCAUUGCUUCACAGACAGGCCCACUAUCCCCCUGGGCAGGUGUUUUGCACAAAUGUUCAUCACUCUAUUUUUGGGAGUGGCUGACUGCCUCGUACUGGCUGUCAUGGCUUAUGACCGCUUUGUGGCAAUAUGCAGCCCUCUACACUAUAGCUUAAUUGUGAAUUGGAAGGUGUGCAUAAUCCUGGUGGUCAGCCUUUGGGUCAGCUCUUUCCUCUUUACCAUUGCUCCCUUUUUUAUUAUGCCAGUCCGCUUGUGUGACCGCAAUAUGUUGAAUCAUUUUGCAUGUGAGGCCCAGGCAAUGUUGAAAUUGGCCUGCUCUGACAUUCGAGCCACUGGCCUUAAUAUGCUGAUAACGAGUGUUUUCACUCUUCUGUUGCCCUUUGUUUUCAUCCUUGUGGCAUACGGGCGUAUUGGUCUGGCUAUUCUGCGCAUCCGCUCUGCCCAAGGACGGGGGAAAGCUUUAUCCACCUGUGGCUCACAUUUGGCUGUGGUAGGCCUUGGCCAUGUACCUCAAGCCUCAAGCCUCAAACCCAAACCUCAAGCCUCAAACCCAAACUUUCACAGAUAG
Messenger RNA from Gekko japonicus, 849 nucleotides. RefSeq names its product olfactory receptor 13H1-like. Gene Ontology annotation, cellular component: membrane. The coding region runs from base 1 to 849 and encodes 282 amino acids. Gene Ontology annotation, biological process: G protein-coupled receptor signaling pathway. Gene Ontology annotation, molecular function: G protein-coupled receptor activity; olfactory receptor activity. The record is from RefSeq and is a predicted model, not a curated record. The transcript has a single exon. Lineage: Eukaryota; Metazoa; Chordata; Lepidosauria; Squamata; Gekkonidae.